Messenger RNA from Prinia subflava (tawny-flanked prinia), 1715 nucleotides. RefSeq names its product sperm microtubule associated protein 2-like. Lineage: Eukaryota; Metazoa; Chordata; Aves; Passeriformes; Cisticolidae. The record is from RefSeq and is a predicted model, not a curated record. The transcript is spliced from 9 exons. The coding region runs from base 18 to 911 and encodes 297 amino acids.
GGCGGGGCGGGCCGGCCAUGGCGACGGCCGGGGACCUCUACGUGUCAUCUUAUAUGCCUUACACAUGUGCAUGCCCACCCAGCAGGAUACAUGUACUUGCAGAACCCAAGCCACUAUAUUGUGAAAGCAGUCCCACGCUUGUAUGGGGAAACCAAGAGACGAUAUGGACUGUCUCAGGGGGUGCUUUGACAGCUCGACCAUCUGCAAGAGUAUUGUAUCUGUCCAGGCCCAAGAAAGAUUUUAGCAAGUACCAGCACAGAUCAGUGAUCGGUGGGCGUGCCCUGCUAACAAAAUAUGGCUACCCUUCUGAACGGCUGCUGAGGUUGGCUGAACCUAAAAAAUUCCUGCCUGCUUUCCUGGAGAAAAGAGCCCGCGAGUCCCCCGAGUGGCCUGUGUCCCUGGCUGCACAGAACUAUAAUCCCUCCAAGCGGAUACUGGAGCUUGCCCAGCCGAAGGGGCUGCACCCAGACUUCGUGCCACCCAGAGAGGUGCCAGCACAGAUUUCCAGCUUUGCAAUCAAGGCCAGUGCAUCGGCACGUAUCCAGAAACUCGCAGAGCCCUUGGUCAAGGAGCUGACCUGCUGCACUAGGCACAAUGCACCUGGUUCUGUCAUCUCGAUGGUUUCCAGGUCGCCUCGGAAGGUAGUUGCGAGCCCUCGGACCAUUGAGCUGGCUAAGCCAAGACAACUCCCCUCUAACUUCAAGCCCCCGCGAGAUGCUGAGUGGCCUGUGUCCGAGGCUGCCAAGCGCGCAGUGGCUACACCAAGGCUCUUGGAACUGUCCCAGCCUACCUCAAGAUUUCGUAUGGGCUUGACUGCCCUCAACCCAGAUGCAUUCAGAGUGAAGGAGGCUGCUUUGAAGGCUGUGUGUUCUCAGCGGCUCCAUGAACUAGCUCAACCAGUUCGGCGCUAAUCUCCCUCAGAAAAUCUCCUGCCAUCUGCCCUUGGAACAUCAUCCCUUGGAAACAUCACUCUCUCCAGGCUGUGCUGUGGCUGGAAAAUCUCCUUGAACACAGCACAGAGGCAGCACUCAGCAGGAACACUUUCAAAUAAAACCAUCAUUCCUUAAGAAUAGUCAUCAGGGAAAAUUAACAGAAUUCAACCUAAUGUGGGAAGACUCUCUCGCUAGGAUGGGUUAUGUCUGGAGUUUCUCUCUUGAUUGUUUUGCUGCAAUAGUUUAAGAAAUAAUGAAACAACUGCUGGGGGAAGGCAACACAGGAACUGUCCUUUCACACAGAGAAGUGUGGCAAACCAAAUCCAAGAGCAUGCAGUAAGUUGAUGCAACACAACUCCUAAAUUAGGGUUUAAAUUUUUUUUCUAAAGUUGAAACAUCAAAAGUUUUGUGCUGUGGCUGAAGUAGAAAUACAAAAGGCUGCAAAGUAUGUUGACUUGGCUUGGAUCUGGGACCUGUUUUCUCAAAUGCCUGGAAAACAGGCAGAUCCAGUUAUGUAGGUGGGUUAAAGCUGUGUGGUUCAGAUACUCAGCUGUGUGACCCUGGGCAAAAUGAAAGAGUUCUGCACUGGGAUUUUUGGAGCCUAACUCAGAAAAAGCAAAGUUCCCCUCAGUGUAAGAGAGAAGGCAAGUUGCAAAGGCUAAGCAGAAAAUAAGUAUUGAUGCCUGAGUCUGCAGAGCAAAUCCUGAGCUCUAGUCGGGUCUGUGGGUGAGUCAGUUUGGCAGCUGGAUUGCAGGGGAACAACAGCCUGUGCGGGGCAUGACA